AUGUCCGGGGACACCGUGCUCAUCUGCGCCUCCGUGGCCGCGCUCGUCCUGCUCUCCGUCUUCACCUUCUUCUGCGCCAGCCGGGGGCGCCACGGGCACGGUUCCUCGUCAUCCUCGUCCCACUCGGAGCAGAGUAUCGACAUCGAGCUUGGCUGCCGGUACGCCUGCGCGGGGAUCGACGAGGCCGAGCUGGCCACGUACCCAACUACGGUAUACUCGCCGGGACGGGUCGACGACGUUCGGCCUGCCACCGCGCCUUCGACCGACGACAGCGAUCAGCCGCGUGACCACACGACGUGCUCGGUGUGCCUGGCGGAGUACGCGGACGGCGAUGAGCUCCGGCGGCUGCCGGGGUGCCGGCAUGCGUUCCACCGGCGUUGUGUCGACGAGUGGCUGCGCCGGCGGCCCAGCUGCCCGCUCUGCCGCACGUCGCCGCAGUCCACCACCGUGAAGAAUUCCUGA
Messenger RNA from Aegilops tauschii subsp. strangulata, 462 nucleotides. RefSeq names its product E3 ubiquitin-protein ligase Os03g0188200-like. The record is from RefSeq and is a predicted model, not a curated record. Lineage: Eukaryota; Viridiplantae; Streptophyta; Magnoliopsida; Poales; Poaceae.